This is a messenger RNA of Chenopodium quinoa (quinoa), 1403 nucleotides long. Its product is annotated as PHD finger protein ALFIN-LIKE 4-like. The transcript is spliced from 5 exons. The record is from RefSeq and is a predicted model, not a curated record. Lineage: Eukaryota; Viridiplantae; Streptophyta; Magnoliopsida; Caryophyllales; Amaranthaceae. Bases 291 to 1055 code for a protein of 254 amino acids. Gene Ontology annotation, biological process: regulation of DNA-templated transcription. Gene Ontology annotation, cellular component: nucleus. Gene Ontology annotation, molecular function: transcription coregulator activity; histone binding; transcription cis-regulatory region binding.
UUAUCCAAAUUAGUAAAACUUGAAAAAAAUUACCAAAAAAAAAAGUGGUGAGUCUUGACUAGUCUCGGACUCGUCGCCCACAUAUCCAAUAUAGUUAAGUUAACCCUCAUUCUCAUUUCUUAAACUCCCCCCAUUAUUAAUAUUUUUAUUAUUCCCCCAUUUUUUCUUUUUUUAUUUAUUUCAAAUUUCUCUCUCCUUCUUCAACCUCCUGACUUUCUCAAUUUUCUCCAUUUUUAUUUCCCAGAAAUUCUCUGUAAUUUUUUAAUUUUAUCGGAUAAUUCUCUAGAACAAUGGAUAUUGGAGCGCAGUACAACCCUCGAACUGUUGAAGAAGUUUUUAGAGAUUUUAAGGGUCGUCGUGCUGGUUUGAUUAAGGCUCUCACUAAUGACGUUGAGGAAUUCUACCAACAGUGUGACCCAGAGAAAGAAAACCUUUGCUUGUACGGAUUCCCCAGUGAGCAGUGGGAAGUCAAUCUUCCUGCUGAAGAGGUACCUCCUGAGCUUCCUGAGCCUGCUUUGGGCAUAAAUUUUGCAAGGGAUGGGAUGCAGGAGAAGGAUUGGCUAGCUCUGGUUGCUGUUCACAGUGAUGCCUGGUUGCUUUCUGUUGCAUUCUACUUCGGAGCUAGGUUUGGGUUUGAUAAAGCUGAAAGGAAGCGGUUGUUUCAUAUGGUUAAUGAACUCCCUACUAUAUUUGAGGUUGUGACCGGCUCUGCUAAGAAUAAACCAGUGAAAGAGAGAUCUUUGACUCCUAAUCACAGCAACAACAAGCCAAAGUCAAACUCUAACUCCAAAUCGGGCAACAAGUACUCAAAGGUUACUCCACAGAAGGUGGAGGAAGAAGAGGAGGGCUUAGAAGAUGAUCAGGAUGAGGAUGAGCACGGGGAUACUCUUUGUGGGGCAUGCGCAGAAAGCUAUGCAUCAGAUGAGUUCUGGAUUUGCUGUGACAUAUGCGAAACGUGGUUCCAUGGAAAGUGUGUGAAGAUCACUCCCGCCAGAGCUGAGCACAUCAAGCAGUACAAAUGCCCUUCUUGCAGUAACAAGAGAGCUCGACCGUGAAUACAUGAAACCCACAUUGUUGCCUGACAUGGGGUACCAAGUUAACCUUCGCUCCUGUCCAUUAGUUAUGUAUGCUCUUAUCGGCUACAACUUGUGCAUGUCUCUAGAACUUCUCUUAGGAUCUAGGAUCUUUGGUAGUAGACCUGAACUUAUUAAGCCUGUAGAUUAUACCUCAUUGAGGUCGAUAAAUUUUCUAUUAUUAGUUUAAUCCUAAUUAUUGUCUGCAAACAUAAUUAGUUCAAUAGUACUUAAUUUUGCAGACAAGUAUUUAAGUUUUCAAGUGUAUUGCAUCAACUUACUAGGAUUUUUCAAAGAAAAUGACUGGAAUUAUUUUGUUCGGGCCACUUA